AACAGGGACAGACUGGGGUAUAAAUCUAAUCAGUCUGAGCAAAACAUCCUUGAUGUUUGGAAGUGAAUUGGAAAUGCGAUCCUUGAUCCUUGUUGUGCUGCUUGCAGUUGUUGCAAGUGCGAACAUUUCACCUCGUGCUAUAUGGCAGUUCAGGAAGAUGAUUAAAUGUGUGAUUCCAGACAGUUCUCCCAUUUUGGAUUUCAACCAUUAUGGAUGUUACUGUGGAUUUGGUGGUUCUGGAAAAUAUGUUGAUGAAUUAGACAAGUGCUGCCUGAAUCAUGAUAACUGCUACCACAAGGCAAACGAGCAAUGCAGAGAUUAUGUAGAUAGCCCAUACAUUGAACAUUAUUCUUAUUCUUGCUCUGGGACAGAAAUCACCUGCAGCAGCGACAAUAAUUCCUGCGAGAGUGAUAUUUGUGACUGCGAUCGUACGGCAGCAAUCUGCUUUUCUCAGUCUGAUUAUAACCCUGACCACAAAAAUCUGGACAAGAAACUGUACUGCUGAAAAAAGCUCUCAAACUAGAGAGAAGAAAAAGAAUGAAAGUUUU
Rhincodon typus (whale shark) is the source of this 548-nucleotide messenger RNA. Its product is annotated as phospholipase A2, minor isoenzyme. The transcript has 4 exons. NCBI's taxonomy places the organism in Eukaryota, Metazoa, Chordata, Chondrichthyes, Orectolobiformes, Rhincodontidae. Gene Ontology annotation, biological process: phospholipid metabolic process; arachidonate secretion; lipid catabolic process. The record is from RefSeq and is a predicted model, not a curated record. Gene Ontology annotation, molecular function: phospholipid binding; calcium ion binding. Bases 53 to 505 code for a protein of 150 amino acids.